AUGAACAUUCAGAGUGACACAAAAUUUCAAGAACUCACCUUAGACACAAAUGAUCCCGACGUGAAGAGACUUUACUUUGAGAAACUGUACACACAGCCGAUUGGUCGGGCAUUCACGUCAAAUGAAGUUGGAGUUGCCAAUAUACGCAAAGGCUUACACGCCUUCCAGUCAGACGCAGAUGUUUACAAAGUGAUGAGUGAUACCUUUGAGGAACACGAAAAAUGCAGAUACAAGGAGAUCGUUGUUUUUGUAACAAACUGCCUUGCUUACCCCGUAAGGAAGGGGUCCCAAUACAAGGAGUUUAUUGCAAGAAAGGCUCGCUGGUUGAGAGAAAUCGGUUUUGUUGGUCGGGAAUAUAAACGCUGGUAUCACCAAAAGCCAAAAUGUGCAGACAAUAGCCAGGGUUUUGUAAGUGUUCGGAUCCAAGACUUCUACCCAGCAUUGGUGGUCUUGGCUUAUGGAAUUCUGUUUUCUGUUCUCAUUCUCUUCCUGGAGGUGUUUUAUAACAAGAUUCACCUACGAUGCUGUCAAGCCGGGAGGAAGGCCCCUCUUCUGAUACGGAGCCAACAGAAUAUCAUUGCAAUGAAAUAUAAGCAUUAUAGAUGACUAAACUAAGUCAUUUCGCAGCAGUUUACUGUGAGGCCCAUGUUCCUCACCACAUAAAUGAUGAAACUGUGUUUGACGAGAACAAGAACCUGUUGGGAAUUUUAGGUUAGGGCUAGUGAUCCUGAAGAAAUGUACCAGAAAUCGUGUGAUAUGCUUGUCAAGAUGAGAAAGAAUUGUACUGUGUAUAAUAAAAUACCUGUCAUA
This is a messenger RNA of Cryptotermes secundus, 810 nucleotides long. RefSeq lists its product as uncharacterized. The record is from RefSeq and is a predicted model, not a curated record. The transcript is spliced from 3 exons. The coding region runs from base 1 to 606 and encodes 201 amino acids. Lineage: Eukaryota; Metazoa; Arthropoda; Insecta; Blattodea; Kalotermitidae.